This is a messenger RNA of Saprolegnia diclina VS20, 1088 nucleotides long. RefSeq lists its product as hypothetical. The coding region runs from base 84 to 983 and encodes 299 amino acids. The record is from RefSeq and is a predicted model, not a curated record. Gene Ontology annotation, biological process: regulation of DNA-templated transcription. NCBI's taxonomy places the organism in Eukaryota, Oomycota, Saprolegniomycetes, Saprolegniales, Saprolegniaceae. Gene Ontology annotation, molecular function: sequence-specific DNA binding; DNA-binding transcription factor activity. The transcript has a single exon.
GGGACGGGAAGAUUCGUCAUCGCGCUUCGAUCACAAACGCCAGCGCACAAGUCGAUUUGGUCCAUCUCGGCUACAUCGUUUGAAUGAACGAGCCCACGUAUACGAUGCCGCCGCUGCAGUUUGCCCUCCAAGGUGGCUUGCCAGCGCCGAUGCCGACGCCGAAAGCCAAGGCCAAGGCGUCGAGUCCCGAGUCGCCGAUCAAGAAGCGCAACGUGGGCGUACCCAAGUUUCUUCGGUUUCUCUACGAAAUCCUCGAGAAGGAAGACAAGAGCGUCAUUUGCUGGUCGCACAAAGGCACGGCGUUCCAGAUCCGCAAGCCGGAUGCGCUCGCCCACACCAUUCUACCGCGCUACUUCAAGCACAACAAAGUAUCGAGCUUCCAGCGCCAGCUCAACUACUUUGGCUUCAAAAAGUGGACCAAGACGCAGACAGUCGUGUGCACGUUCAGCCACCCCAACUUUGUGCAGCAUCGACCCGACGGGAUCAAGCUCAUCAAGCGCAAGGAGCGCGGGCUCGCCGAGAUGACCACGACCACCAACGCCACCAACUGUCCUGGGCUGGUCGACGAGCGCCCACUGCCUUUUCCAAAAGAAGUGCGUCGCCAAUCGUGGGCCCCGCGCGCCACAUACGACCUCUACAUGCACGGCGAUCUCCUCCAUGCGCAAACAAACAUGCGCAAGCACAAUGUCCAUGUACCCGCGACGCCGUAUGCGCCCGAGGCGUCGAGUACGACCUCGUCGUUCAGCACCGAAUGGGGCGAUGUCUUCUUGUACGGACCCCCCACCGUCGAGCCCGUGGGGUCGUCGUACUUUGAUCUGUGGGACGACGACGGGACCGCGGCGUCGGCGUCGUACAUGACACAAAGCGCCCCCAUCGUGCACGAAUUGCCGGCGCAUCUGGUCACCAUCAAGCACGACGACAUGCUUCUGGAUGGGUCCUACGACCCGUCGUGCGCGCGCUUCUGCCACGUGGCCGAGUUUUAGCCCUUUCGAUUUGUUUGCAUCUUUUUUCGCUGCUUUGGCUUGCGCAUUUGCACCUUCUUCUCGCUCGUUUCAACGUAUUUAAUACUACCCUCUUUCGAUCCAGAA